This is a messenger RNA of Serpula lacrymans var. lacrymans S7.9, 2702 nucleotides long. RefSeq lists its product as uncharacterized. The transcript has 11 exons. Gene Ontology annotation, cellular component: cytosol. Bases 191 to 2488 code for a protein of 765 amino acids. The record is from RefSeq and is a predicted model, not a curated record. Gene Ontology annotation, molecular function: 5-oxoprolinase (ATP-hydrolyzing) activity. Gene Ontology annotation, biological process: glutathione metabolic process. Lineage: Eukaryota; Fungi; Basidiomycota; Agaricomycetes; Boletales; Serpulaceae.
GGGAAUGAGAUUAGAUAGUUCCAGUGCAUUAUCCCUCUGCCUUUUAUUCUUGCAAUCGGCUGUUUACGAGCGUUAGCGCAGCUGAAAUUCCACAAGCCUGACAGUCUGAGCAUUCGUGUCACUUCCUCUUGCCUCUCGGAACGCUUUCAUCUGCUUUACUCAAAACUAGUACUGUAUUAUAGGAUCGAACAUGAUCGAGGUCCCGGAUAGGUCUAUUCGAAUUUGCGCAGAUAGAGGGGGAACGUUUUGUGACGUCCAUGCAUCAUAUCCAGACCCAGAAAAUCCGAAUGAGAGGAAGGAUAUUGUCGUGAAGCUGCUCUCCCAAGAUACUGCGAAUUACAAUGAUGCACCCACGGAAGGUAUUCGAAGAAUAUUAGAGGUAGUGUCGGGGGAAAAGAUUGAAAGGGGAUCUAUAUUGAAAACGGACAAGAUAGUUGCAACAAACGCACUUCUAGAACGCAAGGGGCACAAGCAUGCUCUUCUGAUCACAAAAGGAUUCAAAGAUCUACUUCUCAUUGGUAAUCAAUCUCGUCCAAAGAUAUUCGACCUUAAUAUAAGACGGCCUUCCCCGCUGUACUCUGAAGUAGUCGAGGUGGACGAGCGUGUGACCUUGGUUGGAUACACAUCCGAUCCAAAGGCGGCUGAGAAUGCUAUAGAAUGGGACGAUAAUGGAGACAUCAAGAGAGGCUAUCGAGGGCCUGGGUGGGAUGGUGAGGGUCUCGCGGAAGGUCCGGGAGAUAUAGUGAAGGGCAUUUCAGGAGAAGCGGUCAGGAUCUUGAAGAGGCCAGAUCUUGACCAAGUUAAACGCGAUUUGCAGCGAUUAUACAACGCCGGAUACCGCUCACUUGCUAUAGUACUCGUGCAUUCGUAUACAUUCCCAGAUCAUGAAACACAAAUAGGGAAGCUUGCACGAGAACUGGGCUUCACCCAGGUAUCAGAGUCAUCUCAGCUGCUUCCAAUGAUCAAGAUGGUCCCUCGGGGGGUGUCAUCUACGGCAGAUGCAUACUUGACGCCCAUCCUGCAAGAAUAUCUGGAUGGAUUCUUUAAUGGAUUUGAUGCGAAACUGAAGGACGGGCGGGUGAAGAGUCCGCGCGUGGAGUUCAUGGGAAGUGACGGGGGCUUAUUGGACUUGAAUAAUUUUUCUGGGUUGAAGAGUAUCCUCAGUGGGCCUGCUGGUGGCGUGGUUGGGUACGCCUUGACAAGUUGGGAUGAAGAGAAAAAAUAUCCCAUCAUCGGGCUUGAUGUAGGGGGUACAUCGACUGAUGUAUCACGAUUUGAUGGCCGCUAUGAGAUCGUGUAUGAGACGACAACUGCGGGAGUAACCAUACAAUCUCCGCAGCUAGAUAUCAAUACUGUCGCUGCUGGUGGCGGUUCUUGCCUUACCUUCCGCAAUGGGCUGUUCCUAGCUGGCCCAGAGAGUGCUGGAGCACAGCCGGGACCUGCUUGUUAUAGGAAAGGAGGACCUUUAGCUGUUACCGAUGCAAACCUGCUUCUCGGUCGACUUAUCCCUGAUUUUUUCCCAAAGAUUUUUGGCAAAUCAGAGAAAGAACCUUUAGAUGCGGAGGCUUCACGUGUUGCUUUUGAGAAAGUUGCCAAUGAAAUCAACGAAAGUCAUGAAAAGAAGCUGGAGCUAGAUGAAAUUGUUUAUGGAUUCAUCAAAGUUGCCAAUGAAACGAUGUGCAGACCGAUACGCGCGCUUACUGAGGCGAGAGGACAUUCGACGUCUAAGCACAUAUUAGCCAGUUUCGGCGGUGCCGGUGGUCAACACGCAUGUGAAAUUGCAAGUCUACUCGGGAUUAAGACUAUUUUGAUUCAUCGAUACAGUUCGAUCCUUUCUGCGUUCGGACUAGCGCUAGCAGAUCGGGCAUACGAGCUUCAGGAACCUUCGUCGACGUUCUUCUCGGACCAAACUCGCCCAACGCUCAUCUCACGACUGGACAAGCUGACAUCUGAUGUACGCAGCGAACUCGCCAGGCAGGGGUUUGAAGGGGAACGUGUGAAUGUUGAGCGGAUGUUGAAUAUGCGAUUUGAAGGUACGGAUACGGCGCUGAUGGUGCUACCCGUGGAGGGGGACGGAGAUGGGAAAGAAGACUUCGAAGCUGCGUUUAAAAGGGUGUAUAAAUCAGAGUUUGGGUUUUUGCUAGAGACGAAGAGCAUCAUUGUAGACGAUAUCAAGGUCCGGGGAAUUGGAAAGACGUUCGACACCCUCGGCGAGUCGGUGUAUUCGGAAGUAGCACGGCUGACGAGGCGCUCUGUAGAGACCGCACAGGCAGAGACACGCCACAGCGUUUAUUUCGACAAGCUAGGGAGAGUGAGCGAUACGCCCGUGUACUUACUCGAUAAACUAGGGGUUGGGGACGAGAUCAGAGGUCCUGCGAUGAUAAUUGAUGAUACACAGACAAUUGUGAUCGUCCCUGGAGCGAGGGCGGUGUUGACGAGUAAGCAUCUGUAUAUUACGUUGGAGGAGAAGGAGAAGGACUACGAAUAACGUAGUGGAGAGUUUGACAGGAAAGGGCUGUCUGUACUUGUAACGCUAGUAAUGGAAGCAAGGCUACCGUAUGUCUAAAGACAUAUUGAAAUCUGGCCUCGCAACCGUAUCCGUUCAGGAUCAACGCACAUGUGCGAGAUCUAUACUUGUCUUGAUGGUAUGGUUAUAUCAAUUCGACCUGAAGUAAGUACCAUUCGAGUAGGUCAUCAUAUUG